CCAGAUCAUGUGACAAAGACCCGGAAAAGCAAAUAAUUCAAGAUGUCGCAAAACGGAAUUACGAGCUAUUGAGUUCCUAUCUCUCUCUCUCUCUUUGUUUUUGGCCUUAAAUAAAAAUACAGAAUGCAAAAUUACGACAAGACAGCUGUGGGCUCCAUGCCUGCCACCGCGCCUGAUUUCAGAGGGAAUGACGGUUCUCUUGUCUCUGUUCUCAAGACUCUCUUGUUUUUCACGCUUCUGAUGAUAACUCUACCCAUCGGACUGUAUUUUGCAUCGAAGUCUUUUCUCUUUGAAGCCUCUCUGGGUUACUCCAGCAAUGACAGCUACUUCUAUGCUGCCAUUGUUGCAGUGCUUGCCGUCCAUGUAGUUUUGGCACUCUUCGUUUAUGUUGCAUGGAAUGAGGGAUCACAACAAUGGAGAGAGGGAAAACAGGAUUAAACAGGACUGAAAACUACAGGGAGAGAUUGGAACACACACGAUAAUCAUUGAUUUUAUUCAUUCCUGAACAAGAAAAUCAUAAUGGAGUGACACCAUCUGUGUGUGUGUGUGUGUGUGUGUGUUUACGUUUCUCCUGAGUAUCUAGAGAAGAUGCCUGAUUUUUUUUUUUCUUCAUCUCAUGGAAUAGUCGAGGUCAUCUUUUGCUCUAGCUGGAGGUCAGUCUGUGUUUUUGUGCAGAUAAAACACAUUGUUCCUUCAGUGUCAUAUCCUGACCCAUCUUAGUCGAUUCAAUAGAUGAAUUCAAUUCUGAAUCAACUGAUUUCAAGCUGUUGUAGUCAAACCUAAACCUAAUUUUAGUAUCUUCCCUGAUAUUUUUACUCAAACACACAGUGAUUGUUUAGUCAGUUGGUUGUUUGAAACUAGUUUGUGUCUGUGUGAUUAAGUCAAAAAUAAUUCCAAGAUGGAUCAUUUCAUGUUGUUUUAUUUAUCAAUUAAAGCUGUUCUCUGGA
Messenger RNA from Carassius auratus (goldfish), 947 nucleotides. RefSeq names its product vacuolar ATPase assembly integral membrane protein vma21. Bases 124 to 438 code for a protein of 104 amino acids. The record is from RefSeq and is a predicted model, not a curated record. Gene Ontology annotation, cellular component: endoplasmic reticulum membrane. NCBI's taxonomy places the organism in Eukaryota, Metazoa, Chordata, Actinopteri, Cypriniformes, Cyprinidae. Gene Ontology annotation, biological process: vacuolar proton-transporting V-type ATPase complex assembly. The transcript is spliced from 3 exons.